CUUGACUACUUCCAUAGUGGGAGGGACACAAUUGCUUCUUUGUAAACGUGCGAUAGUGAGCGCUUUGAUUCUUUUCAUAGGUAAAGUGCUAUUUAUUUUGCUUCGAAUUAACAAUCAGGGCAGGCGAAAUAUUCAAGUCCAGUCUGAAACACGUUGCAGCCGCUUUAUUUAGUACAGUUUUUUUUUUAUUCAAAUAUACUCUUACGAGCAAAUUAUGGCAUGUACAACAUAUCUUAUACAGUCUGUAGCAUUCUCUGCGUGAAGUGUCUACACAGUAUGACAUCAGCUGGAAACACCAUGGACGACGAGGACACAUUCAAGAUCCUCAUUGCUACUGACAUUCACCUCGGUUAUCUAGAGAAGGAUGCCAUAAGAGGAAAUGACACGUUCGUAACCUUUGAUGAGAUCAUGAAACAAGCCGUGCAAAAUGAGGUGGGAAUGGAAUAAUGUGGACAUAUUUUUUGUGACUUUGUGGUGAUUUUGUAGUAAACAAUUUGUGAAAUGAUUACAUAAAUUUAUAAAAAUCCGUCCAAGAA
Molecule: messenger RNA, 536 nt
Organism: Cyprinus carpio (common carp)
Lineage: Eukaryota; Metazoa; Chordata; Actinopteri; Cypriniformes; Cyprinidae
Gene: mre11a
Product: double-strand break repair protein MRE11-like
Exons: 3
Coding region: 220-447 (75 amino acids)
Biological process (GO): double-strand break repair via nonhomologous end joining; double-strand break repair via homologous recombination; mitotic G2 DNA damage checkpoint signaling
Cellular component (GO): Mre11 complex; nucleus
Molecular function (GO): manganese ion binding; 3'-5'-DNA exonuclease activity; DNA endonuclease activity
Source: RefSeq, a predicted model, not a curated record